Messenger RNA from Labeo rohita (rohu), 4884 nucleotides. It is a transcript of the gene larp4ab, whose product is annotated as La ribonucleoprotein 4Ab. The record is from RefSeq and is a predicted model, not a curated record. Gene Ontology annotation, cellular component: cytosol; cytoplasmic stress granule. The coding region runs from base 338 to 2659 and encodes 773 amino acids. NCBI's taxonomy places the organism in Eukaryota, Metazoa, Chordata, Actinopteri, Cypriniformes, Cyprinidae. Gene Ontology annotation, molecular function: mRNA 3'-UTR binding. Gene Ontology annotation, biological process: positive regulation of translation. The transcript is spliced from 17 exons.
GGGGUGGUCGCAUUGUCUGUCGGGACGGUGGCGGUGUGUGAAUUUCUGCCGUCUGUCAGAAACGCUCGCCGAUCCCCAUUAAGGCUUAUUAGUGUAUGAAGUAGACCCGCACUAGAGAUAAAUCCGCAAGCGUUAGUGUUAGCAAGUCUUCCUUUUCCUUCUUUCAUUCGUUUAUUUUCUGAAACGGUAAGACAAACCGACCCUAACUAGCUAGAGCAAGUGCUUGUUGCAUUCAGCCGGCGAGAGGAGGGUGAGGAGUGGCGGAUCGGAGGCGCACGGCGCUUGAUCGCGGAUCGGGGUCGAGAGAGGCCGGCCGGGGCAGAGCCAAAGGCGGCCGAUGACUUCGGAGAGUAGCAGCCAAGCGCAACAGAAGGAGGAGGUCGAGCCGGUAUCGGUCGCCCGAGAUCAAGAGGAGAAAACCGGCGAGGACCAAGGCGGCAUGGUGACCACUAAGGGGGCCGGUCUGAAUCCCAAUGCUAAAGUGUGGCAGGAAGUGUCUGCACCAACCACCCAGGCUCCAGAGGCGGCCACAGAGACGUGCCAUUGGCCACAAUCAGAUACUGUCUCCACUGAGGAGUCAGAAGGUUUCAAGGAGUAUGGUGUUGGCUAUGGUGAGACUGAGUCAGCCCCUCCUAUGGAGAGCAGCAUGUUGAAUGGCAUGGAGUCUGCAGAACUGGCUUACCCACUCUACGAACAAGUGGAGGGUGAGACGGUCGAGGAGCAGCCUCUGCUGUCUGAAGAGAGUCUGAAGGAGUCACUGAAGAAGCAGCUGGAAUUUUGCUUCUCGAGAGAGAAUCUCUCCAAGGACCUUUACUUGAUGUCUCAGAUGGACAGUGAUCAGUUUGUCCCUAUUUGGACUAUUGCAAGCAUGGAGGGGAUCAAACUGCUGACUACUGAUAUGGACCUGAUACUUGAGGUGCUACGAGCCUCUCCCAUGGUGCAGGUGGAUGAAAAAGGUGAGAAGGUACGGCCAAACCACAAGCGAUGCAUCAUCAUCCUCAGAGAGGUUCCUGAGACCACACCAGUAGAGGAGGUGGAGGCCCUGUUUAAAAGCGAGAAGUGUCCGCAGGUUAUCAGUGUGGAGUUUGCUCACAAUAACAACUGGUACAUCACAUUCCAGUCUGACACUGAUGCUCAGCAGGCUUACAGAUACUUGCGUGAGGAAGUCAAAACCUUUCAGGGCAAACCAAUUAUGGCUCGUAUCAAGGCCAUAAACACGUUCUUUGCUAAGAAUGGUUACGGAGCCGUUGAUUCUGGGGUUUACUCCACUCCAUCACAGUACUCGUCUCCAGUUUACCUGCAGCAGGUGUACCAGCCUCCACAGCAGUACCCUCUCUAUAGCCUCCUGCCACAGACGUGGAACCCCUCACCAACCCCUUACUUUGAAACACCACUGGCUCCAUUUCCCAACAGCACAUUUGUUAAUGGCUUUGGCACAGCAGGAAACUACAAAACUGGCUCCUCUCCAAUCAGCCUUACGCGCAACUACCCCCGCAACCGACUUCCACUUUAUUCCAGAAAGAAUGUAAUCAAUGCCUUCAGGAAUCAUGUAAAGCCACAACCUCGUGCUGAUGUGGGUCAGCUGACAGAUACUUCGUCUGGUACCGGUAGUCCCCAGCCUCCAUGCACCCCUACUUCAGACACCACUGCCUCCACCCUCACCCCUCUCUCUGAACCUCCAGCUUCCCCCAGAGAAAACCACCACUCAGACCUCGGCAUCAACAGCCGGGCCAGGAGAGGAAGCUAUCGUGGCAUGAGGAGGAGAAGAGAAGAUGAAAGAACGAGGCAGAAUCCUGAAUUAGAAGUGAAACCUCCGCCCCCUAAGUUUGACCUAGCAACCACUAACUUCCCGCCAUUGCCAGGAGGUGCGCCGAGUCGUCUGCCAGGUGUGACCGUGCAGACGGAGUCCGUUUUGGAAAAUCGCAUGGCAGAUGUAGUUAAGGGCAUCAGCAGGGACAAGCCGGAAACGAGUAAGCAAGAUGUCAGUCAAGAUCCUGGAACAUGUCCAGUGGAAACUCCGUCGACAGGACCCUCCACUCCAGCGCCAAAGCUUCCUGCCACAAAACAGGAAACACCUAGCACUAGUGCGUCACAGCCAGUGAAGAGACCUGAGAAAGAGGUUCCGGUCGCUGAAACUUCACCAGACCUUGCAUCAGUGACUACAAAGCACGUCCAGCCCGUUCCUGCCCCGAAACCUUCACGCAGCCAAUCAAGCACUUCAAGCACUGCAAGCACUGCAAGCACUGCUUCUACGCCACCUGUCCCAACAAACGCAACUGUCCAGGAGCCUCGGAAGCUGAGCUAUGCGGAGGUGUGUCAAAGGCCACCCAAAGAUCCUCCCCCUGCACCAGCACCGGCAGCACCGCCCAGCCCCAGUCCCACCCCUUCUCCCACCACAAACCAACCACUACGAGAACUUCGCGUCAACAAAGCAGAAGGCCCGGCCUCAUCCCGCAGCGAGAAACUAGAGAAAGGAAACGAGAGUCGGACAUCGAGAGAGCAGACUGGCUACCAACGUGGUAAUGGCCCUAGAGGGUCAGGGUUUAAGCUUAGAGAGCAACAGAGACGGCCUCUACAGGGUCGACGCUCCUCUCCACAGACGGGGUACAACAGACGCAGUGGAAAGGAACAAAACAUCCCACCAAGAUCGCCAAAGUAAUGCCUCGUAUGCCCACAACACGUGCACACUUGUGUGUGUAUACUUAGAUACACAACUUAUAAAUAUAUAUAAAAAGUAAGAGUAUAUAAAUCUAUAUAUAAAUAUAUCUAUAUAUAAAUCUACAUAUGAAAACUGGACUGUCGCACUGUGGUGUCGAAGAACCCUCUGCUUCCCAAAUGACUGUGUGAUAUCUGGGAAGCUGGUCCUUAAAAAUACAGAAGAAAACUAGGAAUUUAAGGAAGAUGAAAACCUCUUACACUUGAAAGGAGAAAUGGAAGCUAUGCUUCCUGUGUUGUCUGUGAUUUUACAGCAAUUAAUUAGCUUGGGUUUUGAUUUUACUUGGAGUGUUGAAGGUCCUGGCACUAGUGUACAAUGCUGUACCUUUUUUUUUUUUUUUUUUUUUUUUUUUUUUCGUUUUUAUAUAUAAUAUUAUCUAUAAAUGAUAGUAGUACUGUUGGUGACAAAUCAAGCCAGCACAUAUUGUCCAUAUGCAACAGAUCACACAAAGACAGCAUGGCAACACUUCCACCGGUCCAUAAGUCACCUGUGUGUGUGUGUGUGUGUGUGUGUGUGUGUCUUUUCACUACUUCCUAUGUUUGAUUCAGCUGUGAUGCUUUUGAAAAUGAUCAAUGUGCAGUGAUUCAUAACAGUUUGUUUAACUUAUUCAAAAUGUGCGCAAGGCGCUGCAUUGCAGAUACUGAUACGAAGUUCUCAUGGUCCUGGAAGACCAGGGAAUUUCGAUAGUGUGAUUUUCAGACUUGGAAAAGUGAGUAGUAUCACUAUUAUAAUUAAUUCUUCAGCUAGAAAAUACUCUAAUGUGACAAGUCUGAUCUUUAAAAUGAUUUUAAUUUUUUUUUUUUUUUUUUUUUUUUUUUUUUUAAUUGACCUUGAACAUGGUGGAAAUCUAUUGAUAUUUGGCAUGAAGUUUAAAAAAAAACUUUCAUCAGUUGUGCACAUUGUAUUGUAAUUGCUUUAUGACUGAAUCAAAAUGAAAUCAUGAGGUGCCUAUAGAUUCCCACCCCUGGUCUAAAACUGGAAGACAAGUCUAUGUGUGUAUGUUCAGACAAAGGAAGAGGGAAAUGUGUAGGUUUGAAGGACACAAUGAGAGUGAACAAAGUUUGUCAUGACAAAUGGAUGAAGUAGUACUAGACAUCCAUUGACAAAAAAAGAAUCGGACAAAUAUAUAUUCAAGGUGAUUUUUGAGUUGGUGUGUCGUGCUGUAUAAUGUCGUACGGUGUCAUCUGUGAUGUCCAGUGUUUCUGAAGGCUGGGUCUGUCAGUAAGAGAAAGAUCAAGCUGCUUUGAUGAAAGAGUGAAUAGAAAUCAUUCAUGUAGGUGAGCAAAACCACUGUUUGUCUUCCUUUCCUUAGGGAGUGCAAGUCUUGCUAGUGUUUUCUAGUGAUACAGUGUCUCUUGACAAUUUCCGUUCUGCUGUAGAUGCUGGUGACAAUAAUCGGGUUGGAUUUUAUGCUCUCAGAUUUAGUGCUGCUUCAGAAUUGCUGUUCAUGUCCAGUCUGUGAUAUUGAGUCAGUCUGUGUUUUAUGUUUAAUUAUCUGUAUGUGACGCUUGCAUUUAUGCCUGUACAUUUCAGGUAUGAUUACAUGUAAUAUACCUGCUACAGCACUCAUAAUGUACCUGUCAUCCAAUCUCAUGUCGACUUUGGUAAAAGAGAGGGAACUCAGGACCUCAGAGGAAAUCGUUGAUGUGUAUGACUGCUAAUUUUGUCCAAUGCUUACUGCAGGAUGUUUUUUUUUUUUUUUUUUUUUUUUUCUAUUCGUAGCCUUUUGAAUUCAGUAACCACAUUAAACUGUAGGGGUCUUAAGUUUCAGUUAAUGUAUAUUUGAAUGUGUGUGUUGUUGUUGUUGUUUUUUUUUUUUUUUUUUUUUUUUUUUGUUUAAUCAGUGACACUGUAAUGCAUGAUUCUCUCCUCAAUUUGUUUUUCUCCCCUCCUUAAUGUCUCAUUCACUUGUAUGGAUGGGUUGUGCACAGAUCCAGACCAAAGUCAAAUCAGCAGAGAAGACAAUCUCAGGAAGUGCUGUUUAAAUGCAGUAGCUCCUCUCUCACUCCUCUCUUAUCAUUCUGCCAUGGGCAGAGCCACUGUUUAAUGAGUGAGUGGUUAAAAAUCAUGAUUAGUGAGUUGAACAAUGUAUGUUUUAGUUUUAUGAAACUUUGUGUGUUGAACCUUAUGAAGGUGUUCUAUGAACCUUUUUUUUUUUUUUUUUUUUU